This is a messenger RNA of Galendromus occidentalis (western predatory mite), 497 nucleotides long. RefSeq names its product splicing factor 3b subunit 6 (gene Sf3b6). NCBI's taxonomy places the organism in Eukaryota, Metazoa, Arthropoda, Arachnida, Mesostigmata, Phytoseiidae. The transcript has 3 exons. Gene Ontology annotation, cellular component: nucleus; cytoplasm. The record is from RefSeq and is a predicted model, not a curated record. Bases 111 to 443 code for a protein of 110 amino acids. Gene Ontology annotation, molecular function: mRNA binding.
GGCAUCAGUCCUCAGUUGCAGUCUCCGGUGGGAAGUCGUGACAGUCGCCGGAAGCCGAUCCAGGCGAAAACACAACUUUUUUCCCCAGAUUAUACCCUCGAGAGAAGACAAUGGCUUUAGCUCGGAAACCAGGUACUCGUUUGGCCCCGGAGGUGAAUCGCAUCCUGUACGUUCGGAACCUGCCGUACAAAAUCACAGCUGAGGAAAUGUACGACAUAUUCGGGAAAUAUGGUGCGAUCAGACAAAUCAGAGUAGGGAACACGGCGGAAACCCGAGGCACGGGGUUCGUGGUGUACGAAGACAUCUUCGAUGCCAAAAACGCAUGUGAACAUCUCUCCGGCUUCAACAUGUGCAACAGAUAUCUCGUCGUUUUAUACUAUCAGCCGUCGAAAGCCUUCAAGAAAGUCGACGUGGAUAAGGGUGCGAGUGUCAUGCAAACAUAGGCCAUCAACUGUCUUCACCCUUAACAUGUAUCAAUAAACCCAUGUAAAUAUUCC